GGCAGCCUGUCGGCUGUCACACUCACUCGCACUAAAUAGUUAGCCACGUGUCCACACGAUUAAAUUGGUUACGAGCUUUUCAAACGGCGCCUUUUUCUUUGUCGCCAUCACCAUAAACGCGAGUCGCGACCUCUUCAUUCCUUCAUCUUCAUUUAUUCGCUAAAAAACAAGGUCAAAACAGCAUACUCCCGGAAAACGAUGACGCAUUACUCUCGUGGCCGCGCAGACGAGGUCGAUGACUUCGACGAAUACGAUCCUACUCCGUACGGAGGCGGCUAUGACAUCGUGCUCACAUACGGUCGUCCUCUCCCGCCAUCCAAUGAGACCUGCUACCAUCUCUCCUCGUCCUCGCCGUCCGAUGACUUCGACUACGGUCGGCCCCAGUACUCCUCGUACGCAGAGCCGUCUGCCUAUCGCGACGAGGCCCUCGAGACAGAGUACAGCAGCUACGCCCGCCCCAAGCCCCGGCCCGCACUCUCUCCACCUGGAGGGGGACAGUUUGGAGGAGGUGGUUACGGGUUCCCUUCCCCUGGGGUGAACAAGCCCGGACAUGGUGUACCCGAUUACGGGUCGGAGAGACCAGGAUCGCAAUACGGAUCAGGGUAUGACCGAAAGAGCGAGUACGGGCAGCCCGAAUCGGAGUACGGGCGGAAGAGCGAGUAUGCACAGGCCGAAUCGGCAUAUGGAUCAGGGCACGGCCGCAAGAACGAGCACGAGCAGCAUCCUGGAUCUGGAUACGGCCGGCAGAGUGGGAACAAUCAGCAACCCGAAUCGGAGUACCGGCGGAAGAGCGAGUACGAUCAGGUCGAAUCUGGAUACGGAUCAGGGUAUGGCCAGAAGAACAAGUACGAGCAACAUCCCGAAUCGGAAUAUGGUUCCGGUUACGGGCGGAAGAGUGAGUAUGAGAAGCCACAUUCACCGGAAUACGGAUCCGGGUAUGGCCGAAAGACCGAUUAUGAGACUCACGAGUCAGAGGACGGAUCAGGUUAUGGGAGGAAGCCCGAGUAUGAGGCGCCCCUGUCUGAGUACGGAUCAGGGUAUGGGCGGAAACAGGUUCAUGAGCAACAGGGUGGUGGUGGGUAUGGGUAUGGAGGGAGGAGUGAGAGGCCGAGGGAUGAUCCGCCUCGGAGGCCGAGUUAUGGGCGGUCCGGGGAGGAGAGCUAUGAGAGGCGUGAUGAUGAUGAUGAUGAUAGUGGCGAGAGGCGCAAGCAUGGAUACGGUGAAGAGAGCUAUGGGCGCAAGAAAUACGGAGAUGAUGGCUCUGAUGAUGAUGAUGAUGAGAAGAAGAAGAAGCACCACGGUUAUAAGCAUCAACAUCACCACCACCGCAAGAGCGAUGAUGAUGAGUGAUUGGAAUGCAUUCGGGUUGGUUUGUGAAUGGGAUUCAUGCCAUAAUUAGCUACUAAAUAAUGGGUUGAGGCAUGAGUAAUCUUGAAUCUUUUAAAGUAGUAUUGUACUGAUGGAGUAUUCCAUACUCUUUACAUAUUUAGCUCUAUAAACUCGAUUUUGUUUUAGUGUGCGUGAUUCUAAAUAAAAUCCCAGAUAAUAUUUGGGCUG
Molecule: messenger RNA, 1557 nt
Organism: Juglans microcarpa x Juglans regia
Lineage: Eukaryota; Viridiplantae; Streptophyta; Magnoliopsida; Fagales; Juglandaceae
Exons: 2
Coding region: 199-1350 (383 amino acids)
Molecular function (GO): phosphatidic acid binding
Source: RefSeq, a predicted model, not a curated record